Salarias fasciatus (jewelled blenny) is the source of this 1069-nucleotide messenger RNA. RefSeq names its product radial spoke head 14 homolog (gene rsph14). The record is from RefSeq and is a predicted model, not a curated record. Lineage: Eukaryota; Metazoa; Chordata; Actinopteri; Blenniiformes; Blenniidae. Gene Ontology annotation, molecular function: protein binding. The coding region runs from base 1 to 1059 and encodes 352 amino acids. The transcript has 6 exons.
AUGGCCCCCGGUCCCCCCGGCCCCCCCGGCCCCUCCGGCCGGGCUCCGGUGGCCUUCGGCCGGCUCGCCGUUCCGCAGCUCCUCGCCGACCUGCAGCAGCCGGACUCCGGCACCAGGCUGAGGGUUCUGGCUUCACUCCUGGACCUGAUCCACGACCCGGAGCGGCUCUACCAGACCGUGACCGAAGGGUUCUUGCAGCAGCUGAAGGUUCUGCUGAAGGACAAAGAUCCGUCAGUGAGGACGAAGACAUGUGAGGUUCUGGAGGUGGUGGCAACACACAGUCUGGGCAGACAGGUCCUGCUGUCCCCCCUGCGCCCCCUGCUGGUGGACCUGCUGGAGGACUGCUGCGCCCCCUGCAGGCGGAGCGUCCUGCGGGUGAUGGAGCUGCUGGCCGUCCCCCCUGCAGGGGGCGCCGCCCUCCUGACCCUGGUUCCCCGGCUGGUGCUGAAGCUGGAGGAGGAGGAGGACGAGGAGGAGGAGGAGGUGCUGCUCCUGUCCGUCGUCGGCCGCUGCUCCCGGCUGGACGCCCUGCCGGCUCUGGGCUCCAACGCCGUCUCGCUGCUCCGUCCCCGACUGACCCACCGCUCCAGCGCCGUCCGCAGGGAGGCAGCCGCCGCCAUGAUGGCGCUCAGUGUUCCUGUUGACGGGAAGCGUCAGCUGUGUGAGCAGGACGUCCUCCGUCUCAUCGUCCCGCUGCUGAAGGACGAAGACGUCCGAGUUCAAACAAACGCAGCAGGAGUCGUAAUGAACACAGUGAUCCUGACCGCCGGAAAGCAGCAGUGUUUGGGUCUGGACGUCGUCCCCGUCCUGCUGGACCUGGUCUCUGAGCCCCCCCAGGAGGACCAGGGGGACCUGGGCGGGAGGGGGCGGGGCCGCAGGAAGCCCCUCCUCCUCUACUCCCUCCAGGCUCUCUCUGCCCUGGCGGAGGCUCCGGCAGGACGGCGCCUCCUGCUGCAGCAGCUCCCCCUGCUGGAGAGGAGGAGCCAGGACGCCCAGGAGGACCCGGACGUCCGGCAGGCCGCUCAGACCGCCAUCAGGGUCAUCACCUGGACCCCCUGAGACCAGGAGC